AUGUCGAAUGCGAGGAACGGGCCAAAGCCAGGCGGGAAACCGCGCCGAGAUGUAUUGGCUUCGCUCAAGCUGGCUUCCAUGGAGGAAAUCUCCAGAGCCUCCCUUCCAGCAGAGAUUAUGUCCUCGAUUAUCGACUACCUCUCGCCCGUCGACCUCAUUCGCGCCGCACGGUCUUCCAGACUCCUCCGCGAAAUGGCCUACGAUGAUAGCAGAUGGGUGCAAAAGUUGAAGCGCAUGGGCUGUUGGGACGAGAACGAGGCCCGAAAACAUGCCGAGGCGACUUUUGGUACAAUCGCGAACGUGGAAUCGGUUGAGGAACAGCAGGAGGAGAAGCCGGGACGCCCAUCCAGUGACCAGAUACCAACGAUUAGUUUGAGCACGCUCUCCGACGGAUUCGACCAGAUCAAGCUUUCCACAUCUGCUCCCCCCGACGAUGUUAAAGAGCUGGAAAAGGAUUCUGUUCUGGGAGUGCUGAAGCAGGUCAGAUCAGUGCGUGGGGACGCACGCAUUGAGUAUGGGAAAGUCCAUGCCGCAUUGGCGCCAUUCUACGAGGAUAUUGCCGCGCGUGGUCCAUCUCCAGAUAAUCUACUUUUCAAGGAAUAUCCGGACCCGCAACAACAAGCUCAAAUCCUAUCCCAGCUGCAAUCCUUCGCCAAAUGCGAUACAACGGAGGGUUGGAGGGAACGAAAUGAACGUUUACAAACUGCCAUAUCCAUGUUCGAAACUGCGGCCUUGAAUGAAUUUCGACAAGGCUAUGAGACCGAUGAUAUUGACGGUGCGAUGCGCAAAUAUGCCCAUGUCCUAUUUAUGUUAAAUGGGGGAAAGUCCGCGGUCGAGCUCUUCAUCCAUCAUAAUCAUAUUAUCACUCGAAAAUCCGAUCUAGGCACUGUGGCGGACUGUAUCGAUGUGCAAAACCAGGAGAUCAGGCUUGAACACACUCAGGCUUUCUUCACCAGGCUGAGUGUGGCUUAUAACGAGGAGGUGUCAAUCAUCAACCGUGCCUUUCCCCCAGCGCUGAGAGCUGGCCCCGCAUUCGUUGAAAAGGUCGGACAAGACGUGCUAUAUCCGUUUCUGACUGCGAUCUUUGAUGAGUUGCAUCGCACGAACCUUGAAUCAUACCUCGUUGCCAUCUCGGGGACAUUCGCUCAGUGUCUCAACUUAUCAGAAGCACUCUUACCGAUACAGAGCACUACCGAUAGUCUCGAUGAAUUCCUGGAUCAUAUUGUCGCGAAAGUCUACGAGCCUCAUACUGAUCUAUACCUCGCAGAAGAGCUCGAUCAUUUCCGAAAGAAUUCCGCAGCAGUGGUAGAUGAAUGGGACAGGCAACUUUCAGAACAGGCGGCUUCAACUGAAUCGUUUUUGAUGUCUAAUGUCAACCGACAGGCUGACAAACGUGAUUUCUUGACAUCGUUCAAGAAGGUGAUCAUGGCCCCCGUCAAUAUUCUCCCUAGUUUCUCAAGCUCUAAACCUAGCGAAACCAAAUCCGACGAAGAGCCUGUUGCGGAUGAGCCUUCCUCGACGAUGAAAAGCCCCAAUCGGUUUUCCACCAUUGCUUCUCCAGCCAUUACUCCUACUUUAGAGGCUCCUCCAACAACAGAACUUGCAGCCAAAGCUGCUGUGAUGAAAUUGAAGAUGGAGGGUAUUCGAUCUCUUUUCAGCAUUGAGAUUGCUUUAAACUUGGUUCACUCGGCCAAAUCAACCCUGGAACGUGCAGCUCAGUUUGUGAAAAUCGGCGGAGAGACCGGCGCAGCGGCUAAGCAGCAAUGUGAGGCGAUUUUUGUGACGCUUGUACGCAUUCUUGGACAUCAGCAUCUCAUUGUUGGGUUCAACAAGGCUGUCGACCAUCUGUCCAAUUAUCGACCUCGUGAACAAGGAGAUCGCGACCAAGCCGGGGUUGAACCACUGGUCACCUUUCUCGAACUUGUCAACGUCGGCGAUCUCAUCUUGCAGAUGAUUGAUGUAUUUUACGAACAGGAGCUUCUCGGCUCUAAGAUCACGGAUCGAAGUGACUUCUUGGAUCCUGCAGUCAAGGAGAAGAAAAAGUUUGAACAGAUCCUGGAUGAACGUGUCGCUGCUGGAUUGAACAAAGGCAUCGAUGUCCUGAUGGAGGAAGUGGAUUAUAUCCUCGCGAUCAGACAGCUAGCUACUGACUUCAACCCUGAUGUUUCCACAGACCCUUAUCGAAAGACUAUGGAUGUUGCUGUCAGCGAUGCGGCCGCCGCUGUAGUCGAUGUGGUGUCAUCUCACACGCAGAUGCUGAUAGGAAGCACUGACAAGAGUACACUAGACGUCUUCAACCAGGAGGUUGGGCUCCGACUCUUUGCAGCCCUGUGCAAGCAUCUGAAGCGUCAAAGGAUCAGCGUUGAGGGAUCCUUGAAACUCAUCAGUGAUAUGAACCACUACUUCAAAUUCGUGCAAAGUUUGAGGAACAGCGACCUUCUCUUAUAUUUCAAGGCGCUCUGCGAAUUGGCACAGAUCUAUCUUAUUGAUCCAUCCGACGCCAAAGAACUAGCAACGCUCAUAGCUGAUGCCGAUCGGUUCUACGGGAUCUGGAGGGUUGAGGAAGUGUACGAGUUUGCCGAGCGACGAGCCGACUGGUACCAGGUCAAACGCGACGUUGAACGCGCCAUGUACGGGAUCGGAUGUAAUGUUAUGUGA
Messenger RNA from Aspergillus clavatus NRRL 1, 2658 nucleotides. Its product is annotated as exocyst complex component Sec10 family protein. The record is from RefSeq and is a predicted model, not a curated record. The coding region runs from base 1 to 2658 and encodes 885 amino acids. NCBI's taxonomy places the organism in Eukaryota, Fungi, Ascomycota, Eurotiomycetes, Eurotiales, Aspergillaceae. Gene Ontology annotation, molecular function: protein binding. Gene Ontology annotation, cellular component: cytoplasm; exocyst. The transcript has 3 exons. Gene Ontology annotation, biological process: Golgi to plasma membrane transport; exocytosis.